This is a messenger RNA of Paracoccidioides brasiliensis Pb18, 1071 nucleotides long. Its product is annotated as alpha-factor pheromone receptor STE2. The transcript has 2 exons. Gene Ontology annotation, molecular function: pheromone binding; mating-type factor pheromone receptor activity. The record is from RefSeq and is a predicted model, not a curated record. Bases 1 to 1071 code for a protein of 356 amino acids. Gene Ontology annotation, biological process: G protein-coupled receptor signaling pathway. Gene Ontology annotation, cellular component: membrane; G protein-coupled receptor homodimeric complex.
AUGGCACCCUCAUUCGACCCCUUCAACCAAAGCGUGGUCUUCCACAAGGCCGACGGAACUCCAUUCAACGUCUCAAUCCAUGAACUAGACGACUUCGUGCAGUACAAUACCAAAGUCUGCAUCAACUACUCUUCCCAGCUCGGAGCAUCUGUCAUUGCAGGACUCAUGCUUGCCAUGCUGACACACUCAGAAAAGCGUCGUCUGCCAGUUUUCUUCCUAAACACAUUCGCACUGGCCAUGAACUUUGCCCGCCUGCUCUGCAUGACCAUCUACUUCACCACGGGCUUCAACAAGUCCUAUGCCUACUUUGGUCAGGAUUACUCCCAAGUGCCUGGGAGCGCCUACGCAGCCUCUGUCUUGGGCGUUGUCUUCACCACUCUCCUGGUAAUCAGCAUGGAAAUGUCCCUCCUGAUCCAAACAAGGGUUGUCUGCACGACCCUUCCGGAUAUCCAACGUCAUCUACUCAUGGCAGUUUCCUCCGCGAUUUCCCUGAUGGCCAUCGGGUUCCGCCUUGGCUUAAUGGUUGAGAACUGCAUUGCCAUUGUGCAGGCGUCGAAUUUCGCCCCUUUUAUCUGGCUUCAAAGCGCCUCGAACAUCACCAUUACGAUCAGCACAUGUUUCUUCAGUGCCGUCUUUGUUACGAAAUUGGCAUAUGCACUCGUCACUCGUAUACGACUAGGCUUGACGAGGUUUGGUGCUAUGCAGGUUAUGUUCAUCAUGUCCUGCCAGACUAUGGUGAUUCCAGCCAUCUUCUCAAUUCUCCAAUACCCACUCCCCAAGUACGAAAUGAACUCCAACCUCUUUACGCUGGUGGCCAUUUUCCUCCCUCUUUCCUCGCUAUGGGCUUCAGUUGCUACGAGAUCCAGUUUCGAGACGUCUUCUUCCGGCCGCCAUCAGUAUCUUUGGCCAAGCGAACAGAGCAAUAACGUCACCAAUUCGGAAAUUAAGUAUCAGGUCAGCUUCUCUCAGAACCACACUACGUUGCGGUCUGGAGGGUCUGUGGCCACGACACUCUCCCCGGACCGGCUCGACCCGGUUUAUUGUGAAGUUGAAGCUGGCACAAAGGCCUGA